Notolabrus celidotus (New Zealand spotty) is the source of this 4103-nucleotide messenger RNA. It is a transcript of the gene ccdc51, whose product is annotated as coiled-coil domain containing 51. The transcript has 7 exons. The record is from RefSeq and is a predicted model, not a curated record. NCBI's taxonomy places the organism in Eukaryota, Metazoa, Chordata, Actinopteri, Labriformes, Labridae. The coding region runs from base 308 to 1627 and encodes 439 amino acids.
CCCCGUUAACCUCUGAACCGGAAGAGGUAGACCACGAUGUGCCUGAUCGAAAAAUCACCCGGCUAGCUCCUUUGCUGUUUCAUUUGACAUUACAAUGCUAACACUUUAGCUGGAAGAUAUGUGAUCAGACUGACAACAACACUGAAGAAAAAGGAUAAAGCUAUUUUAAUAUCUCAUUAUAUGAACGGAAGUAUCGAAAUAUCCAUCAAACUGUUAAAAGAUGCCUGUUCCAGUGUUGGAUCUUUAUCAGUCCUGAAAGUGAAGCUCUGACAGUUUUCAACUUGGACUCCAGACUGCUGACCUCAAAAUGAGGUACAGAGGAGCUCAGAUCUGUCUCUGGGCUCGUGGCUCGCGCUGCCUGUCCCGACACACCUGGCCUUGCAGAAUCUCUCUGGUGCGAACCUAUAGUGCUCAGCAUCAGCCCGGUUCACCUAAUCCCACCGACCCGGUUUCUCCUGAAGGGAAGGGUGGAGCUGAGGUGGUGAAGGAGCGGGCUCUGGCUGCCCUGAAGUAUGCCGGUGAGGUGGGUCAGCAGUGGGGUCAGAGGUCAGCUCAGACCGCCACUGCUACAGUCAACUACUGGUGGCAGAGGUACGAGGAGUUUGUCGGGCUCAAUGAGGUCCGUGUGGCCCAGACCAAAGUCACAGAGGCUGAGGCAGCUUUCAUGGUGGCCAGAGGGAUGGUACGAGAGGCUCAUACCAGCCUGGAGGCUCUGCAGGUCAAGCUGAAGGAGGUCAGAGACCGGCUGGACCGGGUCUCAAGGGAGGAGGCUCACUACCUGGAGCUGGCCACACAGGAGCACAAACUGCUGCAGGAGGAGCGUCGUUUCCGGACAGCGUAUGAGAACGCAGAGGGUUCAGAGAGGGAGAAGUUCGCCUUGUUCUCAGCGGGCGUCAGAGAGAGCCAUGAGAAGGAGAGGACGAGGGCAGAACGCACCAAAAACUGGUCCGUUAUCGGCUCUGUCCUCGGGGCUCUGAUCGGGGUCAUGGGAUCAACAUACAUCAACCGGGUCCGCCUUCAGGAGCUGAAGAGUCUGCUGCUGGAAGCCCAGAAAGGUCCAGAGAGUCUGCAGGAAGCCCUCAAAGUCCAGGCUGGAAACCACCGCUCCCAGCAGGACGAGCUCCGUACGCUCAUCGACAGCCUCAGACUCGCUCUCACAGACGCCCUCGCUCAGAGAGACAUCCUCCUGCAGGAUAGGGCAGAUCAGACCUCAAGCUCACCCUCUGUGCCUCUGUCGGCGUUAAGAGACCUCCACACAGGCAGCAAGAAGACCGAGUCCCUCCUGGAGUCUCUGCCGCCACAGCUGGGACACCUGGAGCAGGGACUGGUGAGAGUGGAGGCGGAUUUAUCGAUGGUGAAGAGGCUGCUGGAGACCAGACCGCACCCUGAAGUACAGGCUGAGAAACAGGCUGAACAACAGGCUGUGCAGCUGCAGCCUGCAGCUCCACCUGCAGCAGAGAGAGGGGACCAGCUGGAGUCUGAGGCUGUGAUUCAGAGUCUGGAGGAGACAAAGAGGACACUGGGAGAAGGAAUCAGGACAAACACACUUUAUAACGCCGUGUUUACUUACACAGCCACCGCCAUCACCAUCAGUGCUGUGUACAUGCUGCUCAGAGGAGCCGGGUAGACCUGAUACCUCAGACCUCACUUUGUUCACGUGCACUAAGUCGACUUAUCAUAAUAAUAAUAAUAAAGUAGGAGAGAGUUAAACUCUUACAGGGUGAGAGGUGACAAAGUUUCUGUGUUUAACUUGAUCCUGAUCUGAGCUCACUGAUCUCCUGAAGCCAUGAGACGUGUUCCUUCCUCAUUAGUAUUCCUGAUUCUGUGAUCUGAAGAAGGGACUUUGCUGCUGAUUCCAAUCAUGCUGCUUUUAGCUACAAGCUGUCCUAGAUAUUUUUAUAAUGAGCUUAAAACAAACAAAAUGAAAGGUUUGUUUGAUUCAUAACCAAACUAAACACUGGAGUGCAGCACGGAUGGAAAGACUUUAGGGUCAGGUAACCUUGGAGCUGCCUUUGUUAAAGGUGACAUAUCAUGCAAAAUGGACUUUUUAAUGGUUCUCUACCUGAAAUAUGUGUCCCUGUCUACAAACCCCCCCGAGAAUGAAAAAAAUCCAUUCUGCCCCUGUUCUGAUUUCUCCACCUUUCUGUAAAUGUGUGCUGAAACCAGCCGUUUCAGACUUCCGUGUUUUGUUACGUAACAACAAUAUCCGGUGGGAGUCAGAGCUCGGAGCUUGUUCAGCCCAUAGACUGUAUAAAAUAAUACUGAAUCCCCUCCUCUGUUUUUCAUUCCCUGCACACAUGUGUGCUAACAAGGAGCUUAGGAGGGAGGCAUGCUAGUUGUAGGCUGUCUUAAUAAACACAAAGGUCGGUUUUACUCCCCACGUCUGCAGAUUUGAAGAUCUAGUGGAUGAUUUUUAUUUAUCAUGGAAAAGUGUUAGCGCUAGUUAGCAUAGCUACAUAGCUACAUGUUCGUAGCUGUGUACCAAGACACACGUCGACAUACUGACAAAUAAAACAACAAGAAACACUAAAUCUGUGACCAAUCCUUCAGAAAGGUCCUGCUGCAGGCGCCUCUCCAUCAGGAUCAGAUUCUGGAUCAGAUUCAGAGGGUUGAAGUAACGCGGGUCUGUGAGCAGCCGUGUAUAUUCAGCCAACAUGUAAACAUUAGAUCAACGUGCUGGAGAGCCGAGGCACAUUCACUUCCUGAGGGGGCGUGGUCAGAGGGAAAACAGAGUGUUCUGAGGAGGACUGAAGAAGAGGGCUUUUCAGGCAGACCAAAAUCUGAUUUCAAAGUGUUUUUUUGAGCAUAAACUUUAAAGACAUGUUUUGGGGACCUCUUAGACCAAUAUAUAUUGAUGAAAGAAGCGUGAUAUGUCACCUUUAAAUAGACACACAUGAUAAGGCGUUAAACGACCUGAGGAUCUUUACCCCUGAACUAUGUGCGUUUUGACCGGUGGACCCAGGGUCUAAAUUUAGUUCAGGGGUAGUUAAUCUCCCCCCUAAAAAUCCCCUGCUAGGGGGGUAGUACUUUUCAAAAGUCCCGGGGCUUUCUGCAGCAAGAUUAUAAGAAGGUAAAGGAGGACCAGCAAGUGGUUGGACCGCCUGGACGCCCUUCUCAGACAGCGGCCAUCCAAUUCCUUAAGUUUUGUUAAAGUACACCGGUGAUGUGUGACCUCUGCAAGUGGAGCUUUCCUUUGCGCCUUUCUUAGCAGGAGCAAGGAACACAUUUCCUCUCAUGUGAAAGCAGCUUCAUCAAGUCUUGCUGAUCAACAUUUUAUGAUGUAAAAUAUCUUUAACUAACAAUCCUAAAACAGAAUAAGAUCCAACCCUUUUAAGUUUUAAAGUCUACAUCGGUGUGAAUUCAUGAUAUAAACACAGAGAAAAUCAGCAAAUCCACGCAGUCAAGAAGCAGACGGCGUGAACUGUUUGAACUUGAACAUUGAAUUCAAUGUUUUUAGAGAACUAUCAGUCAUCUUUAACCAGCUCAGGUCUGUCAGUACUCUGUAGCAUCAUCUUACCGUGUGCAGAACAAAGCGUCAUUCCUGCAGGACUCAGAGUUCCUGACAGUUCUGAGUCUGGAGAGCAGCUUUAAUAAGGGCCAACAAUAAUCUGUAGCUUGUGUUUUUUGCACUCAGCAGCUAGAAGCCGUGGACAAAAUGUAGUUAUCUGUCAUCUGUUUCAAACACAAUGCGUUGUACUGGGUUAGUCCAGCUUGAUUCAGCCUUUAUAGUAGUAGCACCGACCAGCUGAAGGACCACUUCCUCACAUCUGUUAUCCCACCUCAGUCACAUAAUUCUCACAUAAAGAUCCAGCUGUGUUUUCUUUUGUUGCUGUAAAUGUAAACAGAGUAUAUGAUGUGUUGAUUAUUUACAAUAGAUGGUUUAUUUUCUACUAUAAAGCGUGAGUGGAGCCUUAAUAAGUCAGAUUGAACUGUGAUUAUUUUUUAAUUAAUGCAGGAAGACUUUUUUUUUUAAACUGACUAAAUGAAACUGAUCAAUAAAAGUGAUGAUCUGCUUUAUCCCUGAAUCACAUCUUUCCUUCAUCAUGUUGUUGAUUGUUUGUUUGAGUUCAAUGAUCACUGGAUUAAACCGUUUAAUUCAAACU